CUACUGGUUCACCUGAACUGGUGUGAACCAGCUGAAUACACCACUGGUUCAAUACCUAGUGGCAUGGAAGGAUUUCCUGGGUUUUCAAAGUGAGUGGGUUGGUAAAUCUCAUGUCUUUACAUUGCUUAAAUGCUUCCACACCCAAUAUCCUAACAAACUGAAAUGACCAUAUUUUCCUUGUUUGUUUUUGCCUUUUCCUUUUGCAGAUGCAGAUCUCCUUCUUCUAGAGGGGCAGUAUGUCAGGUCCCUGUCAGAGCGUUGCCAUGCUGGACAGGAGAGGGGAGGCAUUAGAAAUAGUUUCCAUACUUUUACUUUUGCUGUAAUUGCUUGGGAGCUUGAGGGAGGAGAGGUUCAUACAAUUUCCACCGACCCUUCCUGACUGGUUUGUGCUGAGUGUUCAAGACCGCCAUGGUCCAAGGAUGUCAUCUUCUCCACCAUGCUGCCUCAAUGAAGUCAAAACACCUUUGCAGCAAAUCAUUGACUAAUUAUGGGCACUGUGUAUUUGGGUGGGGGCUGAAAGGGAAAAUUAGCUUUACGCUUUGCGCCUGAUUCUCAGACUGCCUGGCUUUUCUGCAAUCACUCUCUCUCAGUAAAAGUUCCUUUCGAAAUGUGACUCAUUUCAAGAGUUUUACUUUCUUGGGAAGGGAGUUAAGGCACACAAAAACAGGCACACAAAAAAUACAGAACCGUUUUAAGGGAAACAAUUAUUUUGGGAUGCUCUUUAUGGCAUAGAUUAUUAGAGGGACCCGCUAUCUCCUAUAACCACAGACUAUUUAGUAAGCUCAGGAAGAGUUGGCAUGUUUCAAGUGGGUUUGAUGAAAUAAUGCAGUCUAUAUUGGGACUUAGGGAACCUUCUUAUGUGUUGCAUACCUGCCCUCUGAAAAUAUUUCCCCCCUAGAGAACCAUUUAGUUCCCAUCCUGAUAAUGUUCUGCUGGUUUUCAGAAACCUGACUGUAAUGAAGAAGAGGAUAAUAUAAAGUGAAGAACAUCCACGCAUUUGCAAAUGUGGUAAAAUUAACAGUGUUUUCUACAAGUUGGCUUUUAAUUUACCACAUCCAAUCAAGUAUUUGAAACCUGACAGCUUUGCAGAAACGAAUACUAAAUAUAGAUGGCAACAACAUUCUGCUUCAGAGCUGAGCUUGUGGCUCUCAUUAACACAUUCAAGUGGAUCUGGAGAAGACAAAGAAACAACAUUGCUGAUAUAUGCAUUUUUCCAGCAUUUUAUUGUGAAAGAAAAUAUAAGAUUAAUUGAGGAUGGUUUAGUUGUAUCAUGGAGAGUUCAUCUGAAAGUGUCUUUAAAAAUUCACAUGAAGAAGGGAAACUUUAUGCUGUUGAUUCACUGAACAAUUUAAAUGAACAUAUUUCUGCAGUUCAAACUCAGCUCCCAAUGGUCUGCGAAGACAACAUAGAUAGUAAUGGGUGUCCAAUAAUGCAAAGCGGCAUAAGAUGUCAAAGCUGGUACUUUGUCACAUUAAUCAUCAUUUUAAUUGUCAGUCUGGCACUUGUUUCCUUUGUAAUAAUCUUAAUAGUACACACUGGAGAGAAGAUGGAUGAAGCUUCAAGAAAAAUAAUACUACAAAGAAGGAACAUUGACAAUCUCAAGAAAUUAAAUGACAUGAUAUUACAAUACUUCAACCAGAUAGAAACAAGAGAGGAGGAGCCUCCCAGCCAAUAUUAGUCAUAGAGAAUGGUCACCUCCGUUCCUAUGCUGCUUCUCUCCCUGUUUGUGGGUUCCUCCAAUAGGAAC
Notechis scutatus (mainland tiger snake) is the source of this 1747-nucleotide messenger RNA. It is a transcript of the gene LSMEM1, whose product is annotated as leucine rich single-pass membrane protein 1. NCBI's taxonomy places the organism in Eukaryota, Metazoa, Chordata, Lepidosauria, Squamata, Elapidae. The record is from RefSeq and is a predicted model, not a curated record.